Sphenostylis stenocarpa is the source of this 1506-nucleotide messenger RNA. The record is from the annotation of a GenBank genome assembly. NCBI's taxonomy places the organism in Eukaryota, Viridiplantae, Streptophyta, Magnoliopsida, Fabales, Fabaceae.
AUGAGAGUGAAUGCCAUUGAUUGCAUGCAAUGGGAAAGGGUGGAAGAGACAUGUGGAAAACCAACAAAUGUAACCGACUGGAAAGGGGAAGUGUUUGAUGAAACUAGGGAAAAAGACAGGGCGACCAAACCAAUCCUCAUAGGUGUUUUCAUGCAUGGCACUCUACACCACACGCGUUAUGAUGACAGACCCUUUUGUUAUAAUAAGCCAGCCAGACACCUCAUUGUGCUCUUACCAAUAGUAUCACUAUGUGUAACCAUGCAUGGCCCCACUUUCACUGCCCAAUCCCCACAUGUCCUCCUUCUUGAGCCUAGCCAACACAAUCAUCCUCUCACUCCUCCUAGAAUCCCUUUUCACUACCAGCCUAGAGCAUUUGUUGUAGCUUCUCUCAAGCUAAUAGCCAUGAUCAAGACCUUGAAUCCUUACCCCAAUCCAGCAAAAACUGCUGAGAUCAUGUCAAGGUACAGACCUAUUGCUCCUAAGCCUGAAACCCCAAACUCCAUGAGUGAUGGCUCUUCCUCUCUCUCCCAGAAGAUCAAGCAAUCUCCUUACCUUAGGAAUUUAUGGCCACAGUUGCAAGCCAGACCCACCAGAACCAGAAAGAGAGGUAGAGCUCCUUUGACACUACCCCCUUCCUCCCUCAAGAGACAGAAAACACAUGUUUUAGGAUUUUGUCCCCCUUGCCAUGCAACAUCCCCAGCAAAGAACCUUGCCCUGCAGGGUUUUGCUCCUCCUCCCUCCCUUCCUCCUCCACUCCAUCUUCCCCAUCCUAACCAUGGACUUGGAAUGCUCAAUUGCAGCACGGAAAAAAAUACCGUCAUCAAUCCCAGUUUAGUGACACUUCCUCUUCUUCCUUGUUCUCCUGGCGGCCCUGCAUUCAAAUUGGACUCAACAACAACAACAACCAAGCCUUGUGGGGGAGGGGUUAUAGAUUUGAACACCAAAGUGAGUGUUCCUGAAGAGAGAGAUCUCUUGCAACAACUGCAAAAGCCAGUUACCAGUAAUGUUAUACAACCUCAGCCUGUUCGCCCCAUUGGCUCUUCCAUUAGUGUUGUGUGCAUUGGUGAAGACUCAACUCUGCCACCAAUGGCUCAAACCCCAAAAAGGUCUCAUGAGGUGGAAGAAGAGGUUGAGUCUGAGACCUUGCCAGUUGUCAUAUCAGACUCAAACCACAGGGUCAGGAUGGCAAAUUCUGCUUACAAGGAGAUGGUGGGUCAGCCAGUUUGUCCUUGGCUGGAGUCUAUGGGGAAUGGUGGUGCUGGAAAUCUCCAAUGCAAGAGGAUCAGUGGAGAGGUAGCUCUGCAUCUUUGUGACCCAAACAUUCCAACUUCGUCAAACGGAUUCUCUUGCUGGGUGAGGAUAGAAUGGCAAAGUGAACAGAAGAAGUGCUGUGUUAACGCUUUCUGUGACGUCAUGAAGUUGACUUGUGAAUCCAGGGACUACCUCUUCACAUGGAGGUUCCACACGCGUACCAGGGAAGCUUCUCAAUCAAGUUGCACCGCUUGA